UAGUGCAGAACUAAUGGAGUUUAAUGCAAAUAAACUCAGCAAUAAAUACAUCAACCUGCGACAAGAUCUUCACAACAAAUUCAAAGAAAUUCACGAUGAUAAAGCCAUGACACUUCAUGAUAUUCUGGAGCAGAUGGAAAGGAUGCGUCUUGCUAAAUGCCAGAUCAAAUACAGCAGUCUGCGAACUUCGCUAGACUUCUAUCGGGCAGUGAGAGAGAUGCGAAAACAAGAACAUCGAAUGUUAACCCAACCACAGAUGAUUGGAAGACAGUCAUCUAUCAGAGGAAACUGGUACACAGACUUGCUAGUCAAUCUUCCUGAUGAGGUCAAGGACAUCUGGUACUAUCAAGUCAUUAUACAAAAAUUAGGAAAGUAUGGUCUGAUGGAGAACACAAGCAAGCAGAGUGUCUACACAUUUCUCAAAGUUCUUGAAGGCCUUCACCUCUGGGAAAUCUGCAACCCUGACAUCUCAGCGGCUGCCGAGUUCUGCCGAGCCAAAAUUGUGGAAAUGUCAAUAGAAGAAUAUGAAGAAUGGUUUGCCCAAGCUUUUCCUAAAGUUGUGAGACCCAAGACAGCACCUGCGAGGUUUACACAGCAGGGUUCGGCUCUGAAAACCGAGUCAAAGAAUUCAAAUGAUGCUGGCGUUAAUGUUAAGGAUGGUAGGAAAUCUGGGAGUGAAUUGCUAACCGGGAUGAUUCAUGCUGGAGCUCUUUCCAGAAGUGCAACAUCUGGGCCGCGGAGUGGUGGUAGCCAAAGGAUUGACAUGGUCCACUCUGGUGCUGGAAGACAGAGAUGA
Messenger RNA from Candidula unifasciata, 796 nucleotides. NCBI's taxonomy places the organism in Eukaryota, Metazoa, Mollusca, Gastropoda, Stylommatophora, Geomitridae. The record is from the annotation of a GenBank genome assembly.